AUGUCUGACGAUUCAAUUACUCCUUUGACUGAUGAUACAUCUAAUGUUACUUUCUUCAAGAAAAGUAAAAGCGGUAAAAACGUUCGUAAACGCAAGAAAUCACCGUCGCCUGGUGCUUCCUCAGAAAUUUUUGAAGGCUCGGCGGUAGUAACAAAAGAACGUAAAUUAGAUCCUUCACAUCCUUUUGUACAAGGUACAAAAAAAGGAAAACAUACGGAUGAUAUUAGUGUCACAUUUUCCGCAAGUAAGUCUGCCAUAUCGUCAAUAUCUCAGGAUAUCGCUACACGAAAGGCAGAAUGGGAUACGGAAACCGAUCGUGAUGCACAAGCAUUGUUAGAAAAGAAACUAGCUGCUGAAGAAGCUGAUGACGAUCUUUAUAAAGGACAAAAUGCUUAUAAAACAUAUAUAAAAAAACGUGAUACCGCUGCAGGAAAUGCCGCAAGUUCAAAAAUAAAGGCUGGUCCAAUUCGAGCACCUACAAAUAUUCGUGUCACUUCGCGAUUUGAUUAUCAACCAGAUAUAUGUAAAGAUUAUAAAGAAACUGGCUAUUGUGGUUAUGGUGAUUCAUGUAAAUUCUUGCAUGAUAGAGGUGACUAUAAGUCUGGGUGGCAAUUAGAAAGAGAAUGGGAAGAAAUGCAAGGAAAAAUUCGACAAGACAAAAGCGAAUUUCUUAUAGAAAGUAGUGAUGAAAGCGAUGAAGAAUUGCCUUUCGCUUGUAUAAUAUGUAGGCAAGAGUAUAAGAAUCCAGUGGUUACAAGAUGUGGUCACUAUUUUUGUGAAAAAUGCGCAUUACAGAAUUUUGCCAAAAGUCCGAAAUGUUAUGCUUGUGGAGCUUCUACUAAUGGUAUAUUCAAUACAGCGAAAUCUCUGUUACAAAAACUUGAAGAAAAAAAGAAAAGAAUGGCAGAGAAAGGGAUUGAUGUGCAGCAGCAGCAAGAGCAAGAAGAUAGUGAAAGUUCUGCUGAUGAAUAA
Molecule: messenger RNA, 972 nt
Organism: Cetraspora pellucida
Lineage: Eukaryota; Fungi; Glomeromycota; Glomeromycetes; Diversisporales; Gigasporaceae
Source: the annotation of a GenBank genome assembly